This is a messenger RNA of Solanum verrucosum, 1284 nucleotides long. RefSeq names its product RING-H2 finger protein ATL43. The transcript has a single exon. The record is from RefSeq and is a predicted model, not a curated record. The coding region runs from base 1 to 1284 and encodes 427 amino acids. NCBI's taxonomy places the organism in Eukaryota, Viridiplantae, Streptophyta, Magnoliopsida, Solanales, Solanaceae.
AUGGGCAUUUGUAAUGUUCAUUUUCUUUCGCCUUCUCUUUGGCUCUUCUUCUUCGUGAUGAUUACUGUAAUUAUAAAUUCGAGCUACGCAGAUGAAAAUGCUCAAUCACCAUCUCCACCAGAUUUACCACCAUAUUACAGAUCUAGAGGUUCGCCUUUUAGGCCGAGCAUAGCAAUAGUAGUAGCAAUACUCACAACGAUUUUCUCAAUUGUAUUUAUGUUAUUGUUAUACGCAAAACACUGUAAGAGGGAAGGUACAUUUGGUACCACCUCCGGAGGAUUGACGAAUAACCUGCAUUCGUCAAGCUUCCGGAAAAACUCUGGUAUUGAUCGGACGGUGAUUGAGUCUUUGCCUGUAUUUCGAUUUGGAUCUCUUAGAGGUCAAAAAGCGGAAGGACUGGAAUGUGCGGUUUGUUUGAAUAAAUUUGAAUCGAGUGAAAUUCUUCGAUUGUUACCUAAAUGUAAACACGCAUUUCAUAUCGAGUGUGUUGAUACUUGGCUUGAUGCUCAUUCUACUUGUCCUCUUUGUCGAUAUCAAGUUGAUCCAGAAGAUAUUCUUCUAAUUUCACAUGAAAAUGAGAGAAAAUCAACUUCUUCUUCAAUAUGUUCAUCCUCUCCGGCGAAAGAAAAAGAAAAAGAAAAACAGAGGAUUCAUUAUUCAUCUUCUGGAAGACAUUCUUCCGCCGGAGAAAGAGGAACUUCAUCCUCGUCUUUGCAGAUAAUCGUUGAAAGUCCGAAACAGGAAACGCCGUCGUUUCUGAACAAGAGAAUGUCGCUAGACAGUUGGAAUUUCUACCGGAAAAAAAGCAAAUCCACUAAUUCGACUUCAUUAUCGAGAAAAGACGGAAUGCUAUUAAACAAAAAAAAGGCGCCGGAAGCGGAGGUGGAGGCGGUGGAGGAAAGGCGGUUGGAACAUCGAAUAAUUAUAUCCGGCGAUGAACCGGAGCUGGGCACGGGAAGUGGGUCCCGGCACCGGUGGAGUGACGUGGAGGGUUGUGAUAGGUUGUAUUUGAGGUCAGAGAUGAUAUUAAGCGAGAGCCGUAGAUAUUCAGGGUCGAGAAAACGGACGGCGGAGAUGGGGAGUGGCAGAAGGGUAAUAAAUGAGAGAAGUGUGUCGGAAUUGACAGGGAUGAGUAGGUUUAGGAGUAAUAAUGAAGAAGAAAGAGAAAGGAAAGGAGCAGUAAAAAGGUGGUUGGAUUGGAUUUCUCAAUCACAAAAUAAAUCUGUUUCUCUGUCUGAUUCUGGUGCUGGUGCUGGUGCAGCAGCUUCUUCUUCUGCAACUUGA